Molecule: messenger RNA, 681 nt
Organism: Cadophora gregata
Lineage: Eukaryota; Fungi; Ascomycota; Leotiomycetes; Helotiales; Ploettnerulaceae
Exons: 4
Coding region: 1-681 (226 amino acids)
Source: RefSeq, a predicted model, not a curated record
AUGCUUGCACUUAUCUCCAUCCUUGCUCUCGCCACAACGGCUUUUGCGGCUCCAGUCGCUGAUGGGCCAGUCCUGGGUGUUGUUGUGGGAGCUCCUGCCGCCACUACCACCGCCAUUGGUCCAAACCCAACUCAAGUAUCCAUCAACUCGAUCUCUUAUGGUGGAACUGGCUGCCCGCAAGGCACAGUAGGAUCAUUCAUCUCAGCAGAUCGUUCGACCUUCACUCUUAUCUUUGAUGCAAUGGUUGCUUCUAUCGGAACUGGUGUUCCCGUAACCGAGAAUCGGAAGAAUUGCCAGCUCAACAUCAACCUGCAAUACCCAUCCGGAUUCCAGUACAGCGUUCUGAGCACCGAGUUCCGUGGUUAUGCUGAUCUCCAAAAUGGUAUCAAUGGAGUUCAACAAGCAACCUACUACUUUUCCGGAUCGUCUGCUCAAGCAUCAAUCUCGACGAACUUCAAGGGCCCAACUAACGGCGAUUACGCGAUCUCUGAUCAGAUCCCAUUCACCUCCACCAUUUGGUCGCCUUGCGGAGCUGCAAUGCCUCUCAACAUCAACUCUCAGGUUCGACUUACUAGCACGAAAUCUGGUGCGAGUGGUCUGUUGACCCAGGAUUCCAUUGAUGGAAAGGUCACCUAUGUUGUCGGGGUGCAAUGGCAGAAGUGCACACCACCGAAGGAGUAG